UCAGAAAAGAGUUCUUCAGCCGUCUUCUUCCCUGAGCUUUUUGUAUUCACUUAGAUAAAUAAACAAAGGAUCGAUCUUUCGAUCGUCCGAAGACAACCCCAUGGAUCGUAUCUCUGCAGAGUCGAUUACACUUGGAAAGUCGAGUCCAAUCGAAGGCUGGACAGUUGUUAUGAAUCGUCGGAAGAAGAGGAGGAACAAAGAUUUGCCCAAGUCUGGAAACCCUAAUCCACCAGAGGUACAACCUGCAUCUGUUGUUGAUCUUGAAGUAAAUCCCGAAAGGGAAUCAAGAUUGUUGCAGAAGAUGAUGCUAUACAUUAAGAAAGUUGAAACCUCUGACUUCUAUUCGACCUUCAUUCAUCAAAUUGGAUCUCCGGAGGUUCAGAAUUCCAUUCUUAGAGAUUUGAACGGUGAGUCGAAGAUGAAGAUGGUUAUUUAUGGAAUUGGUAGCAUUGAAUCAUAUGAAUCACCUCGUCUGCAACUUAGCUUAGCAAUUCUGAUGAAGAAAUCGUUAGGAUGGAUUGGAGAUGUUGAAGUGUUUGAUCCAAUCAUUAGUUUAACUGAAUCUAGAGUAAUGGAAACUCUAGGUUGCUCUGUGUUAUCGGUGAAUGAAGAAGGUAGACGAGAAGCUGUAGAAAAGGUGUUAUUUUUCAUGCCACAUUGUGAUUCAGAUCUGUAUGAUCAUCUUCUGGAGACUAAUUGGGGACUGGAGAAGCUGAAGAACAUUAUAAUUCUGGGUAAUAGCUUUGAGAAAUAUGAACAGCAUGCAUUGUUGAUGAGAAAUCCAGAUACUUUAAAUUCGAGGAAGCAUAUAUUGGCAGCCAUGAAAUUCACAAAAGAAGUUAAGAUUAAUUCUGUUUUAGAUGCAUUUCAUGAUUUGAGUUGGCAUUCUUUUCAUAUUAUUCACACUCAUCUUCUGCAGCUAUCAUCCAUUCAGAGCGUAAAUUAAGAAUAUAGCAGAUUAUAUCUGCAAUAUGUAAUUGAAAUUAUGAAUCGAAACUAUGAAAGAGCUUCUUAGAAUUGUUCUUAA
Molecule: messenger RNA, 1027 nt
Organism: Impatiens glandulifera
Lineage: Eukaryota; Viridiplantae; Streptophyta; Magnoliopsida; Ericales; Balsaminaceae
Product: protein SENSITIVITY TO RED LIGHT REDUCED 1
Exons: 1
Coding region: 101-946 (281 amino acids)
Biological process (GO): microtubule-based process
Cellular component (GO): nucleus; cytoplasm
Source: RefSeq, a predicted model, not a curated record